CGGCGGACACUAUGGGGAUAGCUUGGAGAAUGCUUCCACCAUGGAGGCUGGCUGGGACUUCGUCCCUGCGGGCUAUCAGCUCCUCCAGCCUAGAUACAUUCCCAAAGCAAGUUAAAAUCGUAGAGGUCGGCCCCCGAGAUGGUCUGCAAAAUGAAAAGCAUAUUCUACCCACUCAAAUGAAAAUCAAGCUGAUAGACAUGUUGUCUGCGGCAGGACUCCCUGUCAUCGAAGCCACCAGCUUUGUGUCCCCCAAGUGGGUGCCCCAGAUGGCAGAUCAUGCUGAAGUCCUGCAGGGCAUCGAGAAGUUUCCUGGCAUCAGCUACCCAGUCCUGACCCCUAAUCUCCGAGGCUUCCAAGCAGCGGUGGCUGCAGGGGCCAAGGAAGUUGCCAUCUUUGGGGCUGCCUCAGAGCUCUUCAGCAAGAAGAAUAUUAACUGCUCCAUCGAGGAGAGCUACCAUCGAUUUGAGGAAGUUCUCACUGAAGCUAGAUGUGCCAACAUUCCUGUUCGAGGGUAUGUGUCCUGCGUGCUUGGAUGCCCGUAUGAAGGGAAAGUCUCCCCAGCCAAAGUAGCUGAGGUGGCUAAGAAGCUAUACUCAAUGGGCUGCUUUGAGAUCUCUCUGGGUGAUACCAUCGGCGUGGGUACCCCACUUGGCAUGAAGAACAUGCUGUCUGCUGUCAUGAAGGAGAUGCCAGUGAGUGCCCUGGCUGUCCAUUGCCAUGACACCUAUGGACAAGCCCUGGCCAACAUCUUAAUGGCUCUUCAGAUGGGCGUGUCUGUGGUAGAUUCAUCUGUGGCUGGUCUUGGGGGCUGCCCCUAUUCUCCUGGUGCAUCGGGAAAUGUGGCUACAGAGGACCUCCUGUACAUGCUGAAUGGCCUGGGGAUCGACACAGGCGUGAACCUUCAGAAGUUGACAGAUGCCGGAAAAUUUAUCUGCAAGGCAUUAAAUAGAAAAAACAGUUCCAAAGUGGCCACGGCCAUCUCUCAUAAGCUGUGACUUCCUCCCUUCCACCCUGUCUUCCGCAACGGGCUGGGCUCGCCAGACCCCCAGCAGCAGCCAAGGACCUGCAGAACAAAUGGUGCUGUCCCUUUCCCAUAUUAGGGGACACACUAACAAUAGCCCAGAAAUGAUAGUGCCAGGGCAGAAGAGUGCCAAAGAAGGGGAAUCGGGAACUGACACCUUAGGAAAUCAACUUCAACUCAGGACACAUGACUGGAAAAGCUUUCCUUAAGUAAGCUGGAUGAAUUAGGUCAGAGAAAGAAGCCCCAAAUCCUCCCCAUGAAGAGCCUUUUGAGUCUGGAAGAUUUUCUGGUAUAUUUUCCAUCAUUUUUUUACAUUAAAAAGAAGAGCAUCCCAGAGGGUGCCCAGAGAAGACCUUGAAGCCCCUUCCUCAUCAUAACCUACUUUUAUGAAUUUCUUCUCCCCCUCUUAAGAAUUCAGCCUCUCCAUCCAAGACUUUGAUCACUGAUGCCCCCAAUCCCCAUCUCAUCUAGGGAUGGAAAGGGAUUUGGUUGUGCUGAAUAUUAAAUCCUUCUUAGGAUUUCCUAAAGGACUGUUGCCUGGUGUCAUCCUGCCAACUGUAGGACUGUGGCACUAGAAAUCCUCUGAUGCCAUUCUCUACCCUAGAAAUUAUUUUUAAAUGUGUAUCUAAAGCCAAUGUAAUUAAAAGAUGGAAUAAUGA
Gracilinanus agilis (Agile Gracile Mouse Opossum) is the source of this 1680-nucleotide messenger RNA. It is a transcript of the gene HMGCL, whose product is annotated as 3-hydroxy-3-methylglutaryl-CoA lyase. Gene Ontology annotation, molecular function: hydroxymethylglutaryl-CoA lyase activity. The coding region runs from base 12 to 995 and encodes 327 amino acids. The record is from RefSeq and is a predicted model, not a curated record. NCBI's taxonomy places the organism in Eukaryota, Metazoa, Chordata, Mammalia, Didelphimorphia, Didelphidae. The transcript has 9 exons. Gene Ontology annotation, biological process: L-leucine catabolic process; ketone body biosynthetic process.